This is a messenger RNA of Hylaeus volcanicus, 1469 nucleotides long. RefSeq names its product arginine-hydroxylase NDUFAF5, mitochondrial. The transcript is spliced from 3 exons. The record is from RefSeq and is a predicted model, not a curated record. Gene Ontology annotation, cellular component: mitochondrion. Lineage: Eukaryota; Metazoa; Arthropoda; Insecta; Hymenoptera; Colletidae. Gene Ontology annotation, biological process: mitochondrial respiratory chain complex I assembly. Bases 345 to 1391 code for a protein of 348 amino acids. Gene Ontology annotation, molecular function: S-adenosylmethionine-dependent methyltransferase activity.
UAAUACAACAAUUCUCUUUAUUUUCGUACUAAAGUAUUUUAUACAAUUUUAAAAUACAAUAUUAUCGAUGAAAUAUCCGAAAUUCAUUUCAAUCAAAAUGUAUCUAAUUAAGAUGUAAUCUAUAAUAUCUUAUUUAGUUUUAAUACAUCAAAUUUUGAUAAUCAAAGUUGUAUCAGACUAGGUUAUGUCGUUCAAGCAUUGUACGCUGUGGAACCAAGAAAUUAGAAAGAAGAAAAUUUUGCCAAAAAAUGCAUGUUUAUAAAGAAUUCUGAAAAUACAUAGCGCAAAUAUCGUUAUUAAUGUUGAGAUUACAUAAUCGUUCCAAGCAAAAUACAUAAAAAAAUAUGUUACACUUCCAACGAACGUUGAACCUAAACAUUCGAAAUCGAAUUAACAAUGUUCGCAACAUUGUCAACAGUGCGGCAAAUUUUUCGCUUUCACAAGACAGUGUAAUGUACGUUUUUGAUAGAAAUGCGAAAUUGCUUCAAAGAGAACGUGCUGCACAAGCGUCUGAUGUAAAGCUGUAUGAUUAUAUCAAAGAUGAAGUAGGUUACAGAUUAUCGGAUAGAUUAUUUGAUAUAAAAAAAAAAUUCAAGAAAGUGCUCAAUUUAGGAUGUGGUCGUGGUCAUGUGUCAAAACAUAUAUUGCCAGAAUAUGUGGAAGAGUUAAUCCUGACUGACACAUGCUCUAGUUUUUUAAAAUAUGCUGAAACCAUUGAAGGAAUCAAAGUAACUAAAACUGUUAUGGAUGAAGAAAAUUUUUCAUUCAAACCGAAUAGUUUAGAUUUAGUGAUCAGUUCUUUAAGUCUUCAUUGGGUGAAUGAUUUACCAAGUUGUUUUAAAAAUAUUAACAAUAGCUUAAAGAAUGAUGGAGUUUUCAUGGCUGCUAUAUUUGGUGGAGAUACGCUUUAUGAAUUAAGAAGUUCCUUACAAUUAGCAGAAUUGGAGAGAGAUGGUGGACUUUCAGCACAUAUUUCACCAUUUGCAGAAAUUAGAGAUGUAGGAGGAUUAUUAACACGGGCUAACUUUACAAUGUUAACAAUAGAUACAGACGAAAUGGUUAUUGGUUAUCCAAGUAUGUUUGAGUUAAUGUGGGAUUUAAAAGGGAUGGCUGAAAAUAAUGCAGUCAAAAGUCGAAAGUUACAUUUGAAUAAAGAUACUGCACUUGCAGCUGCUGCAAUAUAUAAAGAGCUCUAUGGGAAAAUGAAAGAAGAUGGUACCCCAUUCGUGCCUGCUACAUUUCAAAUAAUUUAUUUAUUAGGUUGGAAGCCAGAUCCCUCCCAACCAAAACCUUUAGAAAGAGGUAGUGGAGAAAUAUCACUCAAAGAUUUACACAAAUUAGAUGAAAUAAUAAAAGAAAGUAAAAAUACCAAACUAGACGAAGAUAAAUAAUUAUUGUAAUUAAUAUGUAAAGGAUUGUAAAUAUUUCUACUAAGAUUAAAAUAUAAUAUAUUUAAUGUAUAAACCUUA